Molecule: messenger RNA, 975 nt
Organism: Andrographis paniculata
Lineage: Eukaryota; Viridiplantae; Streptophyta; Magnoliopsida; Lamiales; Acanthaceae
Product: ADP-ribosylation factor 2-like
Exons: 7
Coding region: 165-710 (181 amino acids)
Biological process (GO): vesicle-mediated transport; intracellular protein transport
Cellular component (GO): cytoplasm
Molecular function (GO): GTP binding; GTPase activity
Source: RefSeq, a predicted model, not a curated record
CCUAUAUAAAUUGCCUCUGCCCGACGAUCUUCACCACUCUUAAAAUAUUAAAAAUAUAUUAAAUAAUCUCUCUCGCGUCGCGUUGUUCUGAGGCAGCCCCUCUGCGCGUUCUUCACCGUUUCGCCAGAUCCGUCCUACUCUGGGAUCUAAAGCACGAACGAGAAAUGGGGCUGACAUUCACAAAGCUUUUUAGCCGGCUUUUUGCCAAGAAGGAGAUGCGCAUUCUGAUGGUUGGUCUUGAUGCUGCUGGUAAGACCACCAUCCUGUACAAGCUCAAGCUUGGAGAGAUUGUCACCACAAUCCCUACAAUUGGUUUCAAUGUGGAGACUGUUGAGUACAAGAACAUUAGCUUCACAGUCUGGGAUGUCGGGGGUCAGGACAAGAUCCGCCCACUGUGGAGGCAUUACUUCCAAAACACUCAGGGCCUCAUCUUUGUUGUGGAUAGCAAUGAUAGGGACCGUAUUGUGGAGGCGAGAGAUGAAUUGCAUAGGAUGUUGAAUGAGGAUGAGCUGAGAGAGGCAGUAUUACUUGUAUUUGCGAACAAGCAAGAUCUCCCUAAUGCAAUGAAUGCUGCUGAAAUUACCGACAAGCUGGGACUGCACUCACUCAGGCAGCGCCACUGGUACAUCCAGAGCACCUGUGCUACCUCUGGGGAGGGGCUGUACGAGGGGCUUGAUUGGCUCUCUAACAACAUUGCUAACAAGGCAUAAAUGUUGGGAGUUAGUGAAGCGUCGGGUGCUACAGAGAAUUCCUUCCAUCUAGCUUUGUAUUAGACGAAACAUACUGUGACUGUGACAGCGACUGCAACAGUGACAGUCAGUGUCUUCUCGCUACUUUUCAUUAAUGUGUUUUUGGUUAUGGUUAUGGUUAUGGUUUAGGAUACCCUUUUUCAAAGUGCUCUGGCGGGCUUGGCUUGUUUCAUAUAUUUGCAAACAUAUGCUUUAAUGGAAUGGAAUGGAAUGGAUUGGAAUGCAA